UUUGAGUUACUCCCUGAGCGUCCACGAUGCAUGAAACACAGCUGUCAACUAAAUGGGUUGAUUUUACGGUGCAACUCAGAUUUCUAAGGUUACGAAUGGGCGACUUUACCUUCACAAAAGACGCUAGUACGGUAGAGCUCCGAUCGAUGUCCGCCAAACCCUGAUAGGAAGCCUUUUUGACCACAUGUUCUACCUUGCAAAUCACUACUGCAGGCUUACUCGUAAUUGUCCAAAAAUUGACGAUUGGUACGAUCUUGUGAGUGCAGCAUCAUCAGGGUCUGAAGAGUUGAACAGACCCGCAACCAAUUCGCGGGGUAUCCAAUUCGCCAAUUUCGGACCCCUCUGACACCAAGAAAAAAACACGCGAGUAAAACCGUCCGCCUCCAACUACGCAAUGGCAAACGCAGGCAAGAUCUUUGUGGUCGAGCACCUUGACCCAGAGCUGGAGGAAUGGUCAUCUCUCGAAUACUCGACCAUUGCCGCAGAGAGCCAUGCUUCUGGUGCACAGUUCCUGCUCUCUUCAGUACCAACGUCCUUGAAGUUACCCGAGAAUCUAAAGGGAAUUCAGGGUUUGAAUGUCGAGACAAGAGGUGUUGAGCAAAUCUAUGCAGAUAGGAAAGACAGAGUGUGUCUGCUGGAUCCUUCUGCCUCAAAAGACUUGAGCCCUGAGGAUGGCGACACAUUCGACAUCUUUUUGUUUGGUGGUAUUCUUGGCGAUGAUCCACCCAGGGAUCGCACUUCAGAGCUGCGCAAGAAGGGCUACGAGGGACGUCGUCUGGGACCAAUUCAGAUGACGACCGACACUGCUGUGCGCGUCACACGAUUGAUUGCCCAUGACAGGAUUCCCGUCGACAAGAUAGAAUACAUCGACAAUCCGGAGUUGACGAUCAACAAGAAUGAGAGUACCCAAAUGCCUUUUCGAUAUGUCAAGGGCAAAGAUGGCAAACCAAUCAUGCCCAAGGGCAUGGUCGACCUGAUCAUCAAGGACUCAGAAAAAAGUCUCGAUGAUCUCCUGUGAGGACAUACCCGUCUGACCAUAUCGAAGACUCAGCACUUGGAAUGCUGCAGAAACGACAGGACAUAUCUAUACUAUUGCGGUACGCAGUCAUCCACGAUUCUUCUCAUCGAUGCAAUUGUUCUGGCGGAUCAACUGGGAUAAUACGAGCUAAAAGAGUACUGGUGUGAUACGUGCAGAAUUUCAGCCUCAAAUGGGUGUCGAGGUUCACGGAUAACCCGCAAAUCUUGGUUUCUUUGUAUGGAUAUUCGAUGAAUUCUGAGGACUGCAUUUUGGGGAAGGCAAAAAAGCCUCGGGGUCGCGUAAAAUAUUUGAGCGAGGGAGUCAGACUUCCAAUAGUAAUACACACCCCUCGAGACAGGCCAAAGUACUUCGGAUGUCCACACCAGCAAUGGCU
Molecule: messenger RNA, 1412 nt
Organism: Dothidotthia symphoricarpi CBS 119687
Lineage: Eukaryota; Fungi; Ascomycota; Dothideomycetes; Pleosporales; Dothidotthiaceae
Product: DUF431-domain-containing protein
Exons: 5
Coding region: 395-1018 (207 amino acids)
Biological process (GO): peptidyl-arginine methylation
Molecular function (GO): protein-arginine omega-N monomethyltransferase activity
Source: RefSeq, a predicted model, not a curated record